Molecule: messenger RNA, 2851 nt
Organism: Leptopilina boulardi
Lineage: Eukaryota; Metazoa; Arthropoda; Insecta; Hymenoptera; Figitidae
Product: GTPase-activating protein RacGAP84C-like
Exons: 7
Coding region: 86-832 (248 amino acids)
Biological process (GO): signal transduction
Source: RefSeq, a predicted model, not a curated record
CGAGAUUUACAUAUUUAUUUUAAAAUUAUAUGUAUUUUAAUCCUAAAGGUUUAAAUAUUGUGAUUUUGAAAUUUUCAACUUUCGUAUGAAAAUGAUUUCUUUAACAAAAUUUUUGCUUCUAUUUGUCUUUACCUUCAUCAUUUUAAAAAUAACUAACGGUCGUGAAUCAGCUAAGUUCGGUACAAUCGAGAAGUACACCUAUGGCAUGACUAAUAUGGUACCUUAUUUUGUGAGAAACUGCAUAAAAGAAGUGGAAAAACGUGGGUUGAAAGAAGAUGGAUUGUAUUACAAAACCGGCAAUGUAAAGAUGAUGAAAAAAGUGCUAAAAUUACAUUCUAAGAAGAAUGUAGAUUUAUCGAAUUUUGAUAUUCAUGAUAUUAUCGGAGCACUUAAAACAUAUCUUCGAACACUGUAUGGACGAAUAAUUAAUCGAACGCAUGGAGAAAUGUUAAUAUCAGCUAAUGAAGCACGAAAUUAUUAUUAUAAAGAAAAAGAUAUGAAAAAUAUAAUUUCCGACUUUCAACGACCAAAUCGCGAUACUCUCGCUUUUUUGAUUUUACAUAUGCAAAAGGUACUUGAAACACCAGAAACUAAUCUGAAAAGCUCAUAUCUGGCUUCAGUUUUUGGUCAAACUUUAUUCAGUAAUAUUGGCUUAAAUGAUAAAAAAAUUUUAAAAAAGACUUAUCAGAGAAUUGAGGUCGUUGAAGAAUUGUUAAAAAUUCCAUCCAGUUUCUGGAAACAGUUUGGUGAAAAUUCUCCUGAAGCUUCUCCAAUAAAAAGUGAUUUAGAAGAUUCAGAAGAAAUUUCAGAUGAAUUUUUCACAUUCGAAUGAAGAAAGAAUGAAGCUUAAUAAAGCUUUCAGGAAGCAACAUAUAAAUAAAUGUAUAAAUAAGAUUUUGCUCUUAUUAAUAAAAAAAUUAUAAUUACAUUAAAGUUUUUAUGUGAAAGACACAUGCUUUUAAUUACCCGUACCUCAUUCUGAAAUAAAUAAAUAUAUAUAAAUUAUAAUAUAUCACAGAAAAAACCUAGUCUUAUUUUUAUUGCACAUCAAAAUGAGCCGCCUACACGACUCAUUCUGAGUUCAGUUUUUUUCUGUGUAAAUGAAAAUAUAACUUAUUAAUAAAAUGAUAUUAUCUAUUGCUUUCGAUUAUUAUUAUUAUAUAUUUAAAUUCAAAUCCACGUGGCUACUAACAAUUAUGCAGAUGUUCGAAUUCGAAAAUUUAAAUUUUGUUUAAAAAAUUACUGACAAAUCGUAAAUUUCUUUAUGCACUUUGGAAAUUUAAUUAUUUAUAUCUUCUUUGUUUCAACUUACAGACAAAAUUUUUUUUAAAAAAAUUUUCUAAGAGCCUUGAAUUGCAGGCAAAAGUUGUUUUCCAAGACGUUCAGGUCUCAAGAAGUUAGCAAUGGUUAACAGGUGUGUAGCAGGUGCACCCAAGCAACAGCGCAUCCAAGAGUUUUGACUGAAAAGUUUCACAUCCUAGAAUUGUUUGCUGUUGGUGACGAUGAUGAAGAAAAUAUUUAGAGAAAAUAUUGCUUCUUUUGUAAAAUGUAAAUAAGUUGUUCUGUAAAAAAGUCAUUUAAAAAAGUUUAUUUUAAUUAAAUUAUAUUUUAUUCUUAAAAAAAUUGAUAUGUAGUUUAUUUACUUAAUAACUUAACUUAAAUAAUAAUUAUGUUUAAUCUAAAAUUUUUUUAAAUCAAUGAUUUACAAAACAUAUUUUCAAAAAACGCGGCGACUUUGGGCGAUUUGAAAGUGUUGCGACUUUGUGCGAUUUUCGUGCGCAGUACUUGCGAUUUGAGCCUGGACAAGUCUGGCAACGCUGAUCUGGUGCUCAGUAGAGGUGCGUCUCUCUGAACACCGGAGCCUUCCUCACUUCCUAGAAGGAGCUGUACUUGUUCCUGUAGGCGCUCCUGCGGAACAGUAACACUCUUCGCCUUCCUUCCUCCUGGUGAACCGGACUUUCUAUGGGCGCUUCCGUGGAAGACUGGUGAAUCUGGUUACCCACUCACUUCCACCAGGACCGUCCUUGUCGAAUAGAGUCGCUCCUCUCUUGACAAAGAUGAUGCACUAGGUCGAUUCCCCAUCUCGAGGCGCUUCUCGGGUGGAGGAGACACCUAGUGAAUAUUACUUUGCACUAGCUUCGCGUCGGGCAUAAAUAUUGGAACCGAAUCCAAUAUCUAGCUUCUUCCCGAUUACGAAUAAUAAUCGACCUAGCGUGCACGACCCAAGUAUUUGUCCGUACCGUCGUCUAGGGGGUAAAUUCUAGAAAGUAUCCCACGCGAAAGUAAUAUGCGUCGUCCUGAUCAACAUCUUCGCGAACGUGCUAAAUAUGUUUAAAUCCGCUUUAUUCUGGAUUAAUGACGAGAGCGAUCGGAGCUCAUCGAAUGCUCCUCUAGAAUAGCUAGUUCUUUCAUCGUUAUGUUUUCUAGAGAUUAGUAUUUUAUUUGCAUUGUAUAGAUUCUUUCGUUCUUUUAUUAUUUUAUGUAAUAAUUCAUUUUUUGUAUAUUUUAUUAUUCUUUUAUUUAAACAAUAUAUUCUCUUUCGAAGGUUUAAAUAAAGACUCGACAAUGACUACACCUCUCCUCUACAUCAUAGUAAGAAAUAGUUCCGAAAUUAAUCGAAACAUAAAUGGCGCUUCAUGCCAUCUAUCUAAAUUUAAAGUAACUAGUCACAAUAGGUACCCGGACUCCAUCCGGUAAGCAAAUCCUUUGGCAAUAAAAGUCAGAUCAUUACAAGAGGAAGCAUUUGAAAUCUAAAAGUCUUCUUUUGGGUAAGAUAAAAAUUUAAUAAUAAUAAUGUUGUAAUUAAUACAUAAAUAAAAAGUGAAUAAAAUAACUACAAUAACAGGGUGUC